Messenger RNA from Bactrocera oleae (olive fruit fly), 636 nucleotides. The record is from RefSeq and is a predicted model, not a curated record. NCBI's taxonomy places the organism in Eukaryota, Metazoa, Arthropoda, Insecta, Diptera, Tephritidae.
CGUGGUAUUUCAAUGCCACCGCAGAUCACUGCACAACAAGAACAGGAAGCUACGGUACAUACGCCGAAUAUAAACGAAAGUCGACGACGCACUCGCGCAAACUCAGUACAACCCAGUGAAGAUAACGGGUCACAGCCAGAUACGCCGCGCCCUCGUCGCAGCAUUCGUGGAGUAUCAGUGCCACAUGAUGUCGAUGAAACGGUCAGAAGCAACACACCUGUGCGGACCGCACGCGGAACUUCAGUGCCACCAGCGGCCACAAUUGUUACACGUCGUCGCUCAAAUUUGCUCGAAGCCAUCAACGAAAGUACACCAGUAGUGGACUCACCAUCGGCGCGUACACGUUCACGCUUACGAUUGAAUUCGGUCGAGAGCGAAUUGGACUCGUCGAUUGUGAGCGGUGGUGAGCAGGCGCCGCAAACCAAACGAAAACGCCGUUCUUCAGUAUCAAGCAGCGUUUCAGAGCAACCAACUACACCGAGCAGCAGACGUACACGACGUAGCAAUGUAGCAGCUGCUGCUCCUGCUGAAUCGGCAGAGGGUUCUACCGAAGUUGGUACACCUAGAAGCCUGCGGCGAACAACACGAAGAGUGAGUGUUAAUACAGAUAAUCUAGAUGAAACGCAACCGCUAGAA